Messenger RNA from Symsagittifera roscoffensis, 1091 nucleotides. RefSeq lists its product as uncharacterized. Lineage: Eukaryota; Metazoa; Xenacoelomorpha; Acoela; Convolutidae. Bases 335 to 970 code for a protein of 211 amino acids. The record is from RefSeq and is a predicted model, not a curated record. The transcript has 7 exons.
CUGCUCAUGUUUGCUUUUUGUUCAAAGUAGUCUAAAACAUUUGAUGUCCUUGGAAGUAUCUGAAGCAAAGCAAUUAAUGGCUAACUUUUCACUGUAAUCCCAACUGAAUGAUUUUUAAAUCUUCCAUCAACUCAUCUUUGUGCUAUAGGUUUAACUGAUACCAUACCAAUAAUUGAAAAAAAAAUGCAAGCAAACUAAUACUUUGGUCUUGCGCUGUUCAUCAGAGUCCAAUUCAUUAUACGUUAUUUCAUCAACGCUUCGUAUGAACCAAUAGCGAUCAGUACCAUUGCAUUCAUUUUUUUCGUUGACGUUGAUUGCGCCUUCCAACAGAACAAUGCUCGAGGUGGAUACUCAAGGUUUGAAGCAAACUAGACACAGAUUUCACGUGGCGGCUCUAUCAUCUCAAAGACGGCCCCACAGUAGCGUCGGGUUUUCUAGAUGGAGCAGUUGGGAGCCUGCGAUGCACACCCCUAGACCAGGCAACGACCACUGGGCCAAAAUGAAGACUGAGGUUCUGAAAUCGGAAGGACUGUUGCCAAGAUUCCCAAUUGCUCUGCCAGAAACAGACCGCUGGAAGUCAAGAAAACAAGAGACUGCUUAUGUAAGCCGACCAAAAACAGCAGCUGCACUGAGCACCUCAAAAACCCAAGAGCAGCAACAAGGAUUCUCGCGGGAUGGCGUUCCAAUGACAAGCUGGGAAAGAGGUACUCUUCCGUCAGUCGGGGGAGGGGGAAUGAGUGGGGAGAUACAUAUAAGGAGGAGGGACUUCCCUAGUCUCAGGAGGAGGAGCAGUGCAAGAGAAACCAACGUCUGGAACAACAGCUACCACCUGAAGGCGAAGCGAGGUCACAUCUACUGGUGGGAAGACCCUGACUUCAAACACGUCACAAUUGACCCGCACGUUAAAUUUGGCACUCCGUUCGGAGCUUACAAGUCCUACUUCGGAAUCGGAUCGUCUCCACUGAAGUAAACUCGCCAAAUAUACUCACUGCCUGCUGCCAAUAAACUAAUAAUCACCUCAAGUGCUCACUUAACAGCUGUUUUUAAAUUCCUUAAACGUCAAUUCAAAAUUUGCUUCAGCUUUUGAGAAA